AUGGCGGACGGGCGAGCCCGUCUGAGCGGGUGCGAGUACCGUAAGAAAGCGGAAGAGAAGAAACAGAGAGAACGUCAGUUGCUCGCGAAGACCGCGAAGAUCGAUAAGUUCUUCUCUAAAGGACUCUCGGAGUCUCCGAUCGAAACAGAGGCGGAGACAGCGCCGCCUGUCGAGCUGAGGAACGUUCCCCCGGAUUCGGGCACGAGUGUGGACGAUUUUUUUCCGAGGGAUGAUAGGAUGAACAAUGUCGAUAGAAGCUCAUCCACAGACCCGUCGUCUUCGUCAUUCACUUCUUCCGAAUUCGACUCGGAUCCAGCGAAAUGGAUUGUCAACGACGAGCUCAGAGAUUACGUCGCGCGGAAUGGUCAUCCGCAAAAUUCUGGCUCGGAUUUCAGUAACUCGAAGCGAAUCUAUCAAGACCAAGCGCGUUUCUUCAGCUCGAAUUUCCUGCAACGAAAGCUGCCGAAUGGUGAGAUAUCGAAUAGACAAUGGCUCAUCUACUCAGAAUCCACCGGUAUGGUAUUCUGUGGACCAUGUCUUCUUUUCUCAAAUUCGUCAUCUAUCUCCCUCGUUGGCGGUGGAUUCAAUGACUGGAAGAACGCAAGAACUCAUUUCGAGACCCACGAACAAUCGAGAGUGCACAAAGAAUCUGCGAUAACGCUUAAAACAAGAAGUCUCGGGCAGAAUCUGAGUUUAAUGCUCGAAUCAGAGCGGGCUCAGGAGGUGAGAUAUUGGAAGGAAGUUAUGAAACGAGUCGCCGCCGUCGUAAGAAAGUUGACAAGUCGCGGGCUCCCAUUGAGAGGUUCGAAUGAGGUUCUUAGGUCGUCGCACAAUGGGAAUUUCCUUAUGGUACUGGAACUCCUCGCCGAAUUCGAUCCCUUCAUGAAAGAGCAUUUGACAAAGCAUGGAGCUCAAGGUAGUGGGAAGACGAGUUAUCUCUCCUCGACCACAUUCGAAGAUGUUGUGCGAAUCGUGGCUCGGAAAUGCAGGGAAGUCAUCGCUAACAAGCUGAAAACAGCGAAAUACUUCUCUUUGAUCGUCGACUCUACCCCAGACAUUUCCCAUGUGGAUCAGCUGUCGAUCGUGCUGCGAUUCGUGCAAGAGAACGGCUCACCGUCAGAAUCAUUCUUGAACUUCGUCCCGAAUACUGGUCACACAGGCCAGGAGCUUUACGACGCGAUCACGGAGCAUUUGCUCUCCGCAGGCAUCGAUUUGAAGAACUGCAGGGGCCAAUCGUACGACAAUGCAGCGAAUAUGUCCGGUUCUUACAAAGGACUCCAAGCACGUAUUAAAGCGGUGAACGAAUUCGCCGAGUUCGUUCCCUGUUCAGCGCAUUCAUUGAAUCUGGUUGGCACAGCUGCGGCUUCCUGUUGUCCUGAGUCCACGCGAUACUUCAUGUUCCUGCAGGGAAUCUACAACUUCUUCUCGGCGACUCCGACGCGUUGGGAGAAAUUGAAGCACGAGACCAAACUCACAUUGAAAAGUUUGUCAAGCACCCGAUGGUCGUGCAGAUAUGAAGCUUGCAAAGCUCUAUUGAAGUCCUGGAAACCCAUUUACGAUACUCUGGAAAGCAUCUCAACGGACACUUCGGAAAAGGCGCUCGUUAGGGCGGAAGCGGGGGGCUUCAUGAAGCAGAUGUCAAAAUUCGAGACCGCAUUUAUGACGAUUUUCUGGGGAAGAGCCCUGGAUCGUAUAAACGCAGUCAGCAAGAAGCUCCAGCGAGAGGAUGCCGACGUCGAGUUGGUGAUGACUUUGUACGAAUCUCUUAUCUCAUAUUUUACGUCUCUUCGUGGAGAGUUCGCUGCAAACUUUAAGGAUGCCAGAGCGCUCUUCGGUGACGAGUCUCUAGAGUCGCGCGCAGCACGCACGAGGAAGAGGAAACGACACUUUGACGACAGCGACGAGGAUGAAGGACCCCCGGUUUGUACCGAAGACGCUCUCCGAGACGAAGUCUUCUUCCCGGUGGUCGAUUGUUUG
Messenger RNA from Galendromus occidentalis (western predatory mite), 1977 nucleotides. Its product is annotated as zinc finger MYM-type protein 1-like. The annotation marks the transcript as partial. The record is from RefSeq and is a predicted model, not a curated record. NCBI's taxonomy places the organism in Eukaryota, Metazoa, Arthropoda, Arachnida, Mesostigmata, Phytoseiidae. The transcript has a single exon.